GAUUGCAGACCAAAACAGCGAAACCCCACUUCGCCGGCGACCAACCGAGGCAAGCUGCUGAGAUUCCCUAUAUUUGGGGUCUUCGCAUUGCAGUCGGAAAAUUUUGGGGCAUAGCCGGGCGGAUGCUUUCGGGGUUUUCUAGGUGCUGCUUCUGCAGUGUUGCCGCAGAACGGCCAUGGCUUUUUGUGGGUUUGGGCAACCCUGGCGAUAAGUACAAAGGAACCAGACACAAUGUACAAUACACCAGCACGCAUUGCUUCUUUUGACUCUUUUUUAACAUGAUUAUUCCGUUUUAUAUUUGGUUGAUGCAGGUGGGGUUCGAGAUGAUUGAUGCAUUUACUGAGCCCCAAGGGAUUGAGAUGAACACAGUUCACUGCAAGGCUCUAUUUGAGCAGGGUCUGUGAAUAUGAAUUUCCUGCAUUCAACCUUUCGUAGUUGUUUGUCUGUAUUGGACCACUUGCUGCUUAUUAUAAACUACCUCUUAAUUGUGUGAUUGUGUUUCAUGAUGACAUGACUUUACCGUGUGGAGUGAUGCGUCUUCAAGACAAACGAGGUCAUGGAAGUCACAAUGGAUAUGAAUGGAGAAAUUUAGCUGCUUGAUACUAAGAGAAUAUUGGACAUACAUAGGAUUUUUUUUAAUUAUUGGCAUCCUAUGCUCUGGCAGAGGAAAGUUCUAUGCUAAUGCUCUGUGUAUGCAAGAUAUGAGCUGAUUAUCAGCAUAUAAGACUUGUUUCUCAGUCUGCAAUAACUCUCUUAUUUCAGAAAUGCCUUGGUUGAUGUGAUAUUUUUAUUAUUUAUUUACCAGGCUGAAGAGUGUGAUAUAUCAUUUUUGAGGAAACAGAGAGUUUCCUAGGCUGAGAAUUGGUAUCGCAAGCGCAAGGCCACCAGGUCAAAUGGAUCCUAAAGCAUUCUUGCUGCAGAAGUUCAAUGCAACAGCUCAAGAACGAUUAAGAUCUAGUGCUACUUGAUCACAUUAGAAAACUCCUUCACAAGCAAGUUCCUCCAUUAUAACUGAAACAAAUAAUUUCAUCAGAAGAUCUACUGGAUCACAUGCUGAUAGUGCAGUACCUCUUUAUCCCCAGAAUUUGAAAAUAGAUUUGUUUUCUUCAAAUAAUCACAAGGAUAAUUGAUAAAGAGUUCAUGAGAGUCACUUUGUCAAUAUGAAAUAAAAUUAUAUGUUCCUUAUUUGCAUGUAGAUUAUCCUUCAAUCAAAUAUAAUGGUAUAGUGUGUAUGUGAUUGGAGGAACAACAAAGGAGACAAAGUAUGAGCGGGACUAGCUUAUCACAAUCUUCACAUAAAUUUUAACAUAAUUACUUUUUAAACACUGCUUUUAAAUUUAUAAGAUUUAGUUCUACAAGCAUCUAUUAUCCUUGUCAAUGUGCCCUAAAUUUCUACAGGCUGUCCCCUCUGUCAACUUAAUUCUGAUUAAGUUUCUGAUUUCCUAUAAGGUACUUUUUGUUCUCUAGUCAACUCUAUAUUUCUUGUUAAAAUUUGUGAUUCUAUAAAUUAUCAUAAUCUAGAAUUAUUGAGAAUGUUGACUCAAUAUAAAUGUGGUUCAAAGUCAAUCUCCACCCAGAACUUGUAACAUUAAUACAAAGUGCAUGUUGAGGUGAGUGAGAUUUUUACUUAAUGGUAUUUGACUGAGAAUAUUGGAAGAGGACAAGAUGCCCUAAAGAAUAAGUAGUAAGUGCAUUAUUCUUUCUGAUGAUAUGUUUAUCUUUCCUCUUGUACAAGAUUAAUGCUGCUUUGCGAGAAGGUGUUGAUGCACUAAAGCUUCUUUUAUCCAAAGGCUUGGCAGAGAGUGCAAGAAGUUUUAACCCCCAACAGAAGUACAAGCAUUUAAGAUUGCAAACAAUGCCAACAUAACACUGGAUGAUGGGAUUUUUCCCUAGCCUUUUGGGUUGAGAAAUUCUUGGAUUUUGACUUCCAAACAAGUGCAAGGCUUCAUGCUGCAUCAAUGAAUGCCUUGAAUAGCCUGUUCUGUUUUCCAAAGAUUUUAGUGCCAAAGAAUCAAAUAUGUUGUCGACGAUCUAAGUAGCUUAACAAUAAUUUCAUUUUAGUGAAAAUAAGAAGUUUUGAGUUUGAGUUUGAAAUCAUCUGGCCCUAGUUAAACAUUUCUUCUUGCAUUCUUGUGUGCUCAUUCAUGCUGGAAUGUCUGUUAUCCUGCAUAAAUUGAUUGUUUUUUC
Messenger RNA from Rubroshorea leprosula, 2187 nucleotides. The record is from the annotation of a GenBank genome assembly. Lineage: Eukaryota; Viridiplantae; Streptophyta; Magnoliopsida; Malvales; Dipterocarpaceae.